AUGCCCACUGUAACUCAUGUUUCGUCUUCGGAGGCACCUCCGCGCGAGUUUUCUAGCGGAGCAGUCGGGAAUUACAGCCCGGUCACAUUCUACCUGCGGGCGGGUCAGCGUUGCCCGGAUGCGAGGCACACAGCGUGGUCCGCACCCGGCCGGACCCGCCUCUACAGGGCUGGCACCCCGGACCCGACGGCGCAGUGGAGCGUCGGCCCCGCUAAGAUGGAGUGCGGCGUCCGAAGAGAACUGUUGCAGAGGAGCUUUUCAGGCUGUUUUUCCGAGCUUUGGGCGAAUGGCGCUGGCAGCGGGCGUCUUGGGCGUGCCGAACUUUUCAGACAUGGCCAGCUCGAAUACAACUGCGGCUUCAUGGGCCACCAUACUCAACGCAUGGCCUUUUGCAUCGCCACAUUGCACCUGGCAUACACCAUGACGACGCCUUUUCGCACCGCGCUCAGCAACAAAAAUCAUGAACAACGUGGCUUUGGGGAGCGCCGCCACGUGCUUGAUCCUGAUGGAGACGUGCUGCUCGUCCUGCCUAGCAAAUCCGAACAAGGCGAUUGCCCCCUAAGAUGA
Molecule: messenger RNA, 567 nt
Organism: Colletotrichum gloeosporioides
Lineage: Eukaryota; Fungi; Ascomycota; Sordariomycetes; Glomerellales; Glomerellaceae
Exons: 3
Coding region: 1-567 (188 amino acids)
Source: RefSeq, a predicted model, not a curated record